This is a messenger RNA of Leptidea sinapis, 7503 nucleotides long. RefSeq names its product ecotropic viral integration site 5 ortholog (gene Evi5). NCBI's taxonomy places the organism in Eukaryota, Metazoa, Arthropoda, Insecta, Lepidoptera, Pieridae. The coding region runs from base 128 to 2755 and encodes 875 amino acids. The record is from RefSeq and is a predicted model, not a curated record. The transcript is spliced from 18 exons.
GCUGGGCGGUUCCGUUAUUUAUUUACAUACAUUCAGUAAUCAGUAGUAUUUUGGUUUGUGAAUGUGUGAUGUUCCUGUUAUAAAAAGUGCAUAAUUCCUAUUGUAAAGAUUAUUCUCUCAAUAAUUCAUGUUUGAGUCACCACCGACUGCCCUUCUGCGCUCUCCCGGCAUCUCCCAAGUACGAGACUUGGCGUCGCCUUAUGGAGCUGGCUAUGAGAAGAAAGGCGUGACGAUGGCGGCGACAAGUACCAGCUCAUCCUCCUCAGCGUCUCUCGACGCCCCAGAAUUUCAUGAGGACACGGAAUAUGCGAAUGGAAUAGACAAUAUUUGCAAAACACCAGAAGCAAGCAGAAUCUGCCAGCAGACAUCAACCGACCUAGCGAAGCCCGAACGGGCGCUUCUCGCCAAGCUGGAGGAAGAGAACAGAAAGAUCGAGGCGGACGCCAAGUGCCCCAUAGUUAUACGUAGCCGGAGAAGCUCUGUUGGCUCGCAGAUAUCGCAGGCCUCUGCGACAAGUUCGACUCAGGAAGAGACAAAGACCCAAGGGACGUGUUCGACGCAGGACGAGAACAAGUCCCAUGGGACCGGCGAGGAAGAUCUCUGGAGUCUCUGGGGAAGGAUCGUGACUAACUGGGAGUUGGAAUGGAAGAAGAGGAACCAGUUUGUGAGGGACCUCGUACGACAGGGAGUCCCUCAUCACUUUAGAGGCAUCGUGUGGCAGUUACUGGCGGGGGCCGAUGGGUCCCCAGUAAAAAAGCUAUACGCCGGCUACAUAAGAGAAAAAUCAGCAUGUGAAAAAGUAAUUCGACGUGACAUCGCUCGCACAUACCCAGAGCACGACUUCUUCAAGGAAAAGGACGGUCUGGGGCAAGAAUCCCUGUUCAACGUGAUGAAAGCAUAUUCCUUACACGACCGGGAGGUCGGCUACUGCCAAGGCUCCGGAUUUAUCGUCGGCUUGCUUCUGAUGCAGAUGCCAGAGGAGGAGGCGUUUGCAGUCCUUGUCAAGAUAAUGCAACACCAUCGAAUGCGCGACAUGUUCAAGCCAAGCAUGGCUGAACUGGGACUUUGUAUGUUCCAACUAGACAGUCUGAUACAGGAACUAUUGCCAGACUUGCAUGCGCAUUUUCAAGCUCAGAACUUUAACACAACGAUAUACGCAAGCCGCUGGUUUCUAACAUUGUUUACGACCACACUGUCUCUACCGCUCUCGUGUCGUAUCAUGGACGUUUUCCUCUCCGAGGGCAUCGAGAUCGUAUUCAAAAUAUCCUUGGCAUUGCUCACAAUGGGAAAGAACGAUCUGUUCUCGCUAGAUAUGGAGAAUAUGCUCAAGUACAUGCAGAAGGAGUUGCCCGCCAAAGUAGAAGAGAACGCGGAAGAGUUUAUGAAUUUGGCUUACUCGAUUAAAGUAAAUCAGAAGAGAAUGAAGAAGUUGGAAAAAGAGUACACGGUCAUCAAAACCAAGGAGCAGGGCGAUGUUGCUGUAUUGAGGUGUCUCCGCCAAGAGAAUCGAUUACUCAAACAGAGAGUUGAACUUCUCGAGAAAGAGAGUUCAGCCCUCGCAGAACGCUUGGUCCGAGGGCAAGUAGAUCGAGCUGAGGGCGAAGAGGAGACCUUUGCCCUCGCCCGGGAAGUGCAAGCGCUCAGAAGAGCAAAUAUGGACGCUCAACAGCGACUAGCAGUCGCGCAAGAUGAAAUACGCUCCCUUGAGAUGACUAUAGCGGAAAAUAACUCCCGGCAAUCAUCUCUAGAAGGUAUAGAAAACAGUACCAAGGGUGAAGAGCUAGCCAGAUGUCUUCAACGUGAACUGGUGAGGGCCCGGCUUGAUGCCGCUGAAAAGGAGGUAACCGAAAGGGAGCUCGCUGCCAGGAUCAAUGAGCUGGAGAACGAGAACAAGAUGCUGAGGAAACAGAGGGUGGAUAAUAAUGUCGCACAUUUACAGGAUGAAUUGAUAGCGGUCAAAUUACGAGAGGCCGAAGCCAAUCUGUCACUGAAGGAUCUCAGGAAACAAGUCUCUGAGCUGUCCGAAGCCUGGCAACGACAUUUACAAGAACACCGCCAGGAAACCGCACCAGCAGCUGUCCAAUCUACUACUGUGGUGUCCGACCUGAUGGCGACGCCGAAGAAACUGCUGCGUGCUUGGGAGGGCCGCGGCAAUGACACGAAGCUGGAGGAGGAGCUCAUGUCCUGUCGCAUCCGAGAGGUGGAGGCACUCACUGAACUUAAAGAGCUCAGACUUAAGGAAAUGGAGCUUCAUACUCAAGUGCAAGUGUCGACGAACCAGCUCCGCCGACAGGACGAAGAGUUGCGCGAACUUCGAGAGUCGCUGGAUAAUGCGCUGCAGCGAGAGAGAGCGCUGCAGAGCAGACAGCGGGAGUUCCAACACAAAUACAACGAUCUCGAGAGCAAGGCCAAGUACGAAUCAAUGCAAGCUAAUAUAAAGAAUAUGGAAGUCGCGCAACGAAUUGCAGAACUUGAGAAUGAAGUUUCCGAAUAUAAACUCAAGAAUGAAGUUAUGGCUACUGAGGGAGAGUUGCGUAAUAACAUGGACAGUGACACGGAGCGAGUCCGCGAAAUGCAGGAGCAAAUGACUGAGCUGAAGGCAGAGAUAAUGAGACUUGAGGCGUGGAAGGCUCGUGCAAUGGGUCUCACCCUAAGCCGUAGUAUUUCAGUAGAAGACGAUCUGGAAGAAGACGACAAACUCCGGCUUACUCUGCGAAGAGAGUCCUCUACUUCCCUCGACCUCAACAAAACAUAGCGUCGUUUUGGUAGCAUAAGUAGCUUAAGUUUUCUGCUCUUAAUCUAUCUUAACUUAAUAAAACGGGCGUAGUUCGUUUAAAAAGGUUAGAGCUAGUAAAUAAGAUCACAAUACUUACUAUGCAUUCAAAAUGUGAAUUGAUAUGAGCUAAACUGUGCCAAAUGCUUAUUCGCCCUAAUGAAUUACAUUAUUUAGUUGUUUAUUCAUUUUUGUGAACUAUUCGCAUUUUGUUCGCGUAGCGCAAUAAUAUUCUACUCUUAUAAAUUAAAAUAAGUUAUAUGAAAAAACGACUUCAAUGCUUAUCUCGUGUUUUUAGCUCUCUUACCAUUUCUACUGAUCAAGAUAUAUUUGAUUUGAGAUUGAGUUUGCAAGUAUUUUAGAUAGUAGCUAAAUGAAUUUUGUGAGACAGUCGCAGCUUAGAGGAACAUAGAGUACCUUUCGUUGUAUCUGUCGGUGACAUGACGUCGUAUAUAUCUUUUUAAUGAACUACAUUUUCGUUUGGUACUACCAUACAAAAAGAUGCUUCCUGUAAAUGUAUAACAUUGUGGGUUGUCUGAAAAUAUUAGCUGUAUGAUAAAUGACAAUGAACCUGAAAUUAUAAAACCUCUAGCGAGAUCAGUCCCAAAAUCGGACAAUUCCACUUAAUUAUUUAAAUGUAUUAAUUAAAUCAUGACAUUAUGAGGCAGCUAAGUAAGUAAUCGAAAUUAAAUGAUUAUAUUAAGUUAUACACAAUAUUGACAUGUAGAAGCAACACAUUUUUGGCCCCUAAGCGUUGUUUUAAAAUGUGCAGCCGGAAUAUUAAAGUCUGCAAUAAACAUUCGUAAUGUAUCGUUUUGACAAAGAUAGCUGUAAUUUAUUCUCGAGAUAUAUUGUAAUAGUUAAUUUCGCAUGUAGGGUCGUGGUCCUUAUUUGAGGCGCCUUAUGUUAUAUAUAUUUCAAUAAUUUUUAUUGUUACUAUUUAUCUGAAUUUAUUUAAAUCGUUAAAAAUGUUUAUUAUAGUUUAUUUUAAUUUAAAGAAGGUUAUGUAAUAAUGAAUAUCAAAUGAUUUUUCCCAUAAAUACUAGAUUUAAACAUGAAGUUCUGCCACGCAAUUUUCAUUUUUCCGUUUAAAAAUGUCGACUUAGUUUUAAAAUACCACGACUAUUGUGACUACUUAAAUACUAGUUUUAUUAGGUAUUAGCACCGGUGACACUCAUGAAAUAUUGACUUUAAAAAGUUAUUUACUUACUUUAUAAUGAUUAUUUUGCCCGUCAUACUGGUGUCAAUAUGUUUACUUAGCAAUAUAAUGAGGGUAGUCUAAUAAGGUAAGUCUAUUUGUUAAGUCUUCGAAUUAAGAUUAUUAAUACAUAAAUUCAAUGUAUUAUGUCUGUUUUGCAAUAUUCGAUGUGUUACUUUCUCAAAUAUGUCCAAUAUCUUUAAUGAAUUCGUUUUUCUUAACCUCAACUAUAACUUUCCCAGCAUGUUUGUUUAGUUUUUAUGAAUUUUUUAAUUUUAUAUCAGAAGUGUGUGGUCGAAUUUAAUAUAAAUUAAUAUAAUUCUAUUGAUGUCCAUUCCACUUUUUUAUGCUUAAACAUCUAUAAUUUUUAUACAUGCUUAGUUUGUUAUAAUAUACCUUGAGAUUUGACAUAUUUAUUAUGAAAUGGAUUUUUUUUUUACUUUAAUUUAUAUGUAAUUACUUUUACCCAAUUCUAAUUGUACUUCAAUAUGGUUAAGAUACAAACAUUCCACUUAAUGUUCGAUUAAUUUUAUGCUUAAUAAGUUAGCAAUAACUGACUAUACAUAUCUUGUGUGCGGUAUUAUGAUAUAUCUGUUUGUUUUCCUCUGCGUUACCGGAGCGUUAUAAGUGUCUUCACACGCGAUGUGAUUCCGUGCCGCAUCGCGUUUUAUGCUUAACGGCUAUUAGUAUUAACGGGCUAUUGUCAAAGUAUUUAAUUUUUUUUAUUAUGUUCACUGUAAUUCUAUAACCUAUAUAUACAGCGAGGCAUUAUAAUGGCGAUAUUAAAUGAAUACACGGAUAGAGCUAUCUAACCUUAAUCGUAAUAAAAUAAUUCUAAAAUUUAAAGUAAAUAAUUGAAAUUUUCAAACUAAUUUUAUAUUUCUGAAACAUAAUUUUCAUCACCCUUACUUCCUAACUACUACUACUACUUACCUAGUCGCAUAAGACGGCACGAAGUAGUAAGUUUUAAGAUGCGCGAGUCAAGGAAUAACUGAAUGGUUACUUUAUAAAAAAUAACUUUAUUCAAUAAACCCGAUUUACAAUGUUUACGGAGCUAAGACCAAACACAGAAAACUUAAUUUUACGGAAACUUACAUUAUAUAGCUUAUUCUAACAAAGAGAGUCAUAUUUCUGUGGGAAAGUAAUUUGGUACAUCAGCAAUAUUGUUUCCAGAAGGUUCUACACGUGUAAAGUAAAUGUACCUACGACUUGUUGCUAUGCUCUACUUUGGCUGACAAAGCAUAAAUCUAUAGGGUUAGCACCCUUAACUCCUCCCCCCUUAAGAGAGAAAUCAGCUGGAGACGAAUCUUUUGGUUCCAGAUGAUUUCGACGUAUCUGUAGGAUUUUCUUAAACAACUUGAAUUUAACAAUUACAAAGGCUAUUAAAAACACAAACAUUAUGACUAUGAUACUUAUUGUCCAUACACUUAUAUCCUGGGUCACUGAAAUUUUAUUUUUAUCACCACUUUCACUAUUGUAUAUUGCACUAUUGAGAAUAUCUUUGAUAUUGUUAAGGUCUACACCGCGAAGGUCGACCUGGCUGUCUUCUAUUCUGAUUUCUUGUUGCAGCUCUGGCAUCGUUACAGGAUUUAGCAGCAAUUUCACCUCGGGUGUCCUUGUUUCAGCUACUUUACUGAUAAACUUGUCGCCGAUUUGUGUUUCACAGCUUCCAUUGGGAAUUACCAAAAAUGUUCCUUUUAGGUUGUAUUUCCUGGCUUCCUCUUUGCAGGUCUCAGUAAGACUUACGUUUUUCUUUGUGAAAAGUAACCAUAUUCUAUUUGCUACUAGGUGACUUCUAAUGUCCUCUAUUUGUACAACAUUCUCAUGACAUGAAGAAUAGUUUUUAAGAAGCAUUAUUUGUUCUAUGCACGUAGUGUCAGCGUAUUGCACGAUGUUAUCUUCCUUACAAAGUACUCGAUCAUUCUCUAUUUGCUGGCAUGGAGUUGACACGGGUCUGUAUUUCAAUCCAUUCACUAUGAGGUAAGGAUACUCGGGAAUUAUAACAGAUGUUUUUAAAGAAAUAGGAUUAUAUAUAGGUAUCGGGAUAAUUUUGUAAUAAUUAUAUGUGAUCGUGUCUAACAGGGGAACUUCCAACACAAAAACUAACUUAUUAUUAUCAGAAUACGAUUUAAGAACUAUAGUACUUUCUAAUUUCAUUAGGUUGUCUUUACCUACAGUAUACACUAAUCUAUGAUAUUUUUCUAUUUCUAAUAAUAUAUUAAAUAAUUCUGUAGAAUUGAUUAUAGAUUGGUGAAGUAUAUGUAUUUUACUAAAGGCUAUUGCUGUUUCUAUCUCUUGUAUUACAUUAUAGAUAGUUCGAAAGUUAUUUGAGAUUUAAUAAAGAGUAUUCAUUUGACUGACUAUAUUAUGUAUUGUUGACUGAUUAUACUGCAAUGUUCGUAGCUGCGAAGUUUUAAUAUUCAGUCGAAGUAAGUUAUGUUUUAAAUCAUCUGAAACAUUAACAAGCUUAUCGAAAGCCUUUUGCAUAAGUGACAGUUUUCUUUCUACCGAAUGUUCUCUGUCCUUGAGAUGAGUAAUCUCGGAAUUAUAUCUAAUAGCAUCAUCAUUGUCUAAAUUGCCUGAAAUUAAUUUAAUAAUAGAACCUAACGGGUUUAUUUAAGCUUCUUUUUAGCCUUUUACUGGGCAUAAUUUGUUUAAAUCUAUCUUUUGUAAGUUGCAUAAAAGAUUCAAUCUGUGAAGCUAAUCCUACAAGUUCAUUAUGAUACUCAUUUUGAGAGUAAAUCAUAUCUUUUAAUCUAAAAUACUGGUUUAUAUUAGUUUCUAAGUAUUUAACUAAAGUUUCUAAAUCUAACGUCUUAAAAAUAGUCCACUGGCUAUUCUGAAUCACUGCUGUACUUAUCCGUAACGGCGCUAUUCCCGGAUUCUGAUUCAUAUCUUGCAGGUUUACGCUGCUUGCUGAUUCCACUAGGACCAGGAGCGUCAAGACUGCUUGCCACCACCUGUGGAGGGCGUUUUACGUUUUUUAUUGCUACUUUUGUAUUCCUUUUCCCUAAUUUUACCGGUACAAUAUUCCUAUAAAUUUUACCUAUAACUUUGGCUUUUUCGUACCGUGGCAUUUCCUUGCCUUUUCGAUUCCUAGUUGUUUUCAUGAAAACUUCGUUUCCUUCCUGUAUCUCUGGAGGCUUUUCACCGCCUUUUUUCUCUACCACUUUACUUUUAUUCUCUAUAAUCUUUUCGCUUACAUAUUCAUAUAAUACCUUGAAUCUUUUCCUAUGAUCCUGAACUAAUUUCUGUAAUAAAUUAUUAUCUCUAUCUAUAUCAAACGCAUUUCCUGAUUCUGUAUGUCCAAAUACUAUUUCAAAAGGUGUGAAAUUCGUUACGCUAUGAAUAGUGUUGUUAUAUGCCAUAAUAGCAUAUGUCAUUACUGAUGCUGCAUCUUGGUCGCUUUUUUCAUAUUUUGCUAACCUAUAAAUUUCAAGAAUUGUCGAAUGAAAACGUUCAACAAUACCCAUUGAAUUGGGGUUGUUUGGUGUCUCUACAUGCAUUUCAAUUUUGUACAAGGUCAGUAAUU